AUUCAUUACUAUCGGGUUGUAGUACCUAAACCACACGUCGACUUACAUCAAUUUUCACUAAACAAUUGUAAAAUUUUAUCAGAUUUCAUUGGCAAAAUGUGUGAGCCUGCCUGUGACGAUUUGGAGACCUUCAAUCCCCAAGUGGAGUUUCAGAAGUUUCUCAAACGCAAGCCAGUCGUCCAGACGGCCAAACUCUAUGAGAAUCUACACAAGCGCGAGGACAUCAAGUGUCCCUACCGCUUCAAGGGCUAUGGCGUGGAGACAGACACCAAUACCAUGUACCGCACUUGCAACUCAGAGUACGGAUACUAUGCCCCCAAUGUCUAUACCAUACCUAAGCGCUUCCAUCCGCGUCCCCAGAAGUUCUCCAAUGAGGUGGCGCGCUUCGGCAUGUAUCGCAAUUUCUCCCUCAAUACCCACAUAGAUCGCACAUUCUACUAGAUUUUAUAUGCUGUGCAAAGCAACGAGCAACCCUUUUAUGGUUUUCUAAAAAUUUAUAAAUCCGUUUCUGACCAGACCAAACACUACAACACAACCUUUUCUAUCCAUUUUUCCAUUUAAACACCACUUAACAUCAUUAAAAUCUGUAAAAAUUGUAUAUGUAAAAAAAAUAUCAAAAUGCCGUGCUCUAAAUAAUAUAAAAAUAAAUAGAA
Messenger RNA from Drosophila obscura, 653 nucleotides. Its product is annotated as UPF0691 protein C9orf116 homolog. The record is from RefSeq and is a predicted model, not a curated record. Gene Ontology annotation, biological process: axoneme assembly. Lineage: Eukaryota; Metazoa; Arthropoda; Insecta; Diptera; Drosophilidae. Gene Ontology annotation, cellular component: axonemal microtubule. Bases 97 to 441 code for a protein of 114 amino acids. The transcript is spliced from 2 exons.